Messenger RNA from Aspergillus homomorphus CBS 101889, 1861 nucleotides. It is a transcript of the gene ugd2, whose product is annotated as putative UDP-glucose dehydrogenase Ugd1. Gene Ontology annotation, biological process: glycosaminoglycan biosynthetic process; polysaccharide biosynthetic process. The record is from RefSeq and is a predicted model, not a curated record. Gene Ontology annotation, cellular component: nucleus; cytosol. Lineage: Eukaryota; Fungi; Ascomycota; Eurotiomycetes; Eurotiales; Aspergillaceae. Gene Ontology annotation, molecular function: UDP-glucose 6-dehydrogenase activity; NAD binding. The transcript has 4 exons. Bases 81 to 1733 code for a protein of 550 amino acids.
UAGUCUAUGCAUUCUGUUUGCGAUAGACGGGGAGAGAGGUCUGUAAGUUUACUUGGGUUGAGGGGCGUUUUAUCGUUGCAAUGCCGUUCUUUCCUCUGUUGCUUGUUUUGGCGGGUCUGACUCUGUUUCUUUCGCGACGUCGGUAUAAAGCCAUCGAAGGCGCUGGGAGUCCUCGGAGUCCUCAUGUCGUUGUCAAGGGCCACACGUACUCCGAUAGUGUAGAGGGCAUCGAGCUGCGACCGCUUCCGAGUACCAAAAUCGAGAACGUGCGUAGUGCGUGUAUCAUGGGAGCAGGCCAUGUGGGUGCACUGACUGCUGCUAUCCUGGCUUCCCAAAACCCCCACGUCCAGUUUUGUGUUGUUGAUAGGGAUGCGCGCCUCAUCGAUGCGUGGAACUCGGAUCGUCCUCCUGUCUUCGAGCCGGGGCUUGAGGAGUUGCUCUUCGAUGAUCCCCCGGGGUUUGCGAUGGAUGCGUCCGGUGGCCCAGCAGAAUCAGAGGCGAACGUGUCGAUUGACAGGAAGAGCUCAGAGAGGAGCCCCCGACAGAGGAAGUUGGCUAAUCUCGCGUUUUCCACCAAUACCCAUGCGGGCGUGGUCGCCGCAGACUUAGUCUUUCUCUGUGUAGAAUGUUCUUCAAAUACAUCUUUGGAGAACAAAGAAAGCAUCGACCUGGGGCCUCUCGAGGCAGCCAUCCAAGCCAUAGCUCAAGUCUCAACAGGGCACAAGAUCAUCGUGCAGAGAAGCACAGCGCCUUGUGGCAUCGUCCAGCGAAUAAAGAAAGCUUUGCGCAAAACAGCGUCCCCAACAGCAUCCUUCGAUGUAUUGUCCAACCCCGAUUUCCUUGUUCCAGGCACGGCAAUCCGGGAUCUCCUCUAUCCGCCCCGAGUCAUCAUUGGGCACAUCUUCUCCGAAGACAUGUCUGUUGAAGCCAUCACAGCGCUCAAGCGAUUGUACCUCCCAUGGGUCCCUGAAGAGCGCUUGAUCACCAUGGAUGCAUGGUCCUCGGAGCUGGGCAAGAUCGCGGCCAACGCCUGCCUAGCGCAGCAGAUCAGCAAUGUCCAAUCCCUGAGCGCGAUAUGUGAGUCCACAAAUGCCAACAUCAGCCAUAUCACCCAGACUUUGGGACUUCCUCCGCAGGUGGGCCUCGGCUUCGGCGGCUCGAACACCCACACCGAGAUCCGGUGUCUGAUAUACCUUGCGCGGGAGCUGGGGCUGCAGCCUGUCGCAGAUUACUGGAAGGUUGUGCUUCAGAUGAACGAAUUUUAUACGAGUCGGACUGCGAAGCGGGUUACAGAGCGAUUCGCCGGGGAGCCGAAAGACCACCGGGUGGCGAUCUUGGGUUUUGCGGCAAAGGAAAGCACGAUUCAAAGCCGACAUUCCACGUCUCUAGGGCUGGCGCGCGAUUUGGUGCGCAUUGGGGUGCAAGUGACGAUUCACGAUCCUCGCAUCCCUGGAGAUCAGUUACGGAGCACGUUGAAUUCCACGGACCAAUCCCUCGAAGCGAUCACGGUGGCUGACUCCGUGGAUGCAGCGUGUCAUGGCUGCAGCGGGCUGGUUUUGUAUACAGAGUAUGACGAGUUCAGCCACGAGCAAGUGCGAUGGCAGGGUAUUGCUGGUCAAAUGCAGGGUCCAAAAGUCUUUCUGGAUCUAUGCGGCGUGCUUGACCGGUUCAAGAUGCAGCAGUGGGGAUUUGAUAUGCUGCAGCUGGGAGUGAGGCAGAAGGACGCUCAUUGAUGAUGAUAAUGAUGGAUGACGUGAUGAAUGAUGAGACGCUGGAGGGAGCACGAUCGGUCAAGACCCUUGACUAACGCUCUUUACAUGUAUGGUUAUAUGUGGUAAUGAAGAGGAUACUAGUUAACUGC